GGUAUAGGGUGGGAGUGGGGCUAUGUAGCCUGUUCAACAUAAAUCCCCAUCUAACACAAAUAAACACUUUACUUUAAAUGCAAUGCAAUCUGAUUAUGUUGCAAUGGUAUGUGCGGCAGGAAGGUAUCGUCCGGGACGCCCUCAUAUGGUAGGAGAUGUCCACUACUUCUCCGGUACGGACUGUUCCAGCAGUAUAAACGAGAUCAUCUCCAACUUUCAACAGCUGUUCAGCCAGAUGGACUCCUCUCAACCCGGUGGUACUAUAACAAUCGAGUUACAAAACGUUGAAGUGGUGUGUGGAGCCACAUCCAGACAAGCCACUUCAAUAAGAGGGCGCAACGUCAUCUCAAAAUCUGAGAGAUCCGCAAAUGGCUUCACAGUAAAGUUUAUGGUAGUUGCCAUCAGCUCGCUGGCACCAGCGGAUGUCUCUCAGACUGUGCAAGCUAACCUCGUUUAUGCUCUAGACGAUAUUUAUUUUGAUAUCGAAGACAAGGUUGCAAGUCAACAAUUCAACUUACACAUCAACGGACAGCAAGCCACAGUCGACACAUUUGACAUAGGGUUUGCGGAGUUCGACCUCAAUUGUACCCAGGGACAACUGAGUUUUCAAGACAGCUUCGAGGCAUACUGCCUUGACUGUCCGCCUGGCACGUUCCAUGACCUGACUACGGACACGUGUGAGUACUGCCCUGUUGGUGAGUACCAGAACCAGCCGGUACAGACUACCUGCAAACCCUGUCCUGUCAACACCUGGUCAGUGUUUCCUGGAGCAAAGGAGGAGGCACAAUGCAUGUCAGUCUGCCUGGGCAAAGACGAUCUGUGCUCCGGUUGUGUACACGCAAAAGGGCAAUUGACCUGCAAGUGUGAAGUUGGGUGGGCGGGGUCCCAGGACGGACUGACCUGUGGACUUGACAGUGACCAAGACGGCUAUCCAGAUGCGCCCCUGCCCUGUAACGGCACAUGGUGUAAGAAGGACAACUGUCCAGGUAUCCCUAACAGUGGUCAAGAAGACACAGACGGGGAUGGGAUGGGAGACACUUGCGAUGAUGACAUGGACAACGAUGGAUUCCUCAAUGUCGAGGACAACUGCCCGCUGACAAUGAAUGUGAACCAGACGGACAGUGACGGAGAUGGAGUAGGUGACGUGUGUGACAACUGUCCAGCGGACUUCAACACUGACCAACGGGACGCUGAUAGGGACGGCGUGGGCGAUGUGUGCGACAGUGAUGUUGAUAGUGAUGGGCUUAUAGACGACAAAGACAACUGCCCAUCCAUGGACAAUGUCCAGCAGGAAGAUUUGGACGGAGACGGGAUCGGAGAUGUUUGUGACAACUGUCCAACUAUUGCAAACGUAGAUCAGAUGGACAUGGACCAAAACUCCUUUGGCGAUGCUUGCUCAGACAAUGUUGACAGCGAUUCAGACGGGGUCCCUAACUCGUUAGACAAUUGUCCUGACAUCCCAAGCAGUCAACAGUUGGAUACCGACAAGGAUGGAGCAGGAGACCAUUGUGACAAUGAUGACGACAAUGAUACAGUAUUAGAUGACGUCGACAACUGUCGCCUCGUUCACAAUCCGGACAAUGCAGACUUUGACGGAGAUGGAGUAGGUGAUGCCUGUACCGAUGACUAUGACAUGGACGGAGUCCCUGACGCUGAUGACGUAUGUCCUCAGAAUAAGGUCAUCGCCCGCACGGACUUCAGGAACUACCAAACCAUGAACCUGGCCGGAAGCACCAGCAACCCUCCGGUGUGGGAGAUCUUCAAUGAGGGAGCAGAGAUAGUUCAGAAAGUGAACAGUGACCCAGGUUUUGUGCUCGGUCCAGACUACUUCGGCAACUUGGACUACAGUGGAACUUUCUUCGUCAACACCCAGACUGAUGACGACUUUGUGGGGUUCGUCUUCAGCUAUCAGAGCAACUCUCGCUUCUACCUGGUGUCCUGGAAACAGGCAGGGGACAGCCAGGGAGGACAGGCAGGGGUGCAGCUGAAGUUGGUGGAGUCAACGACCGGACCCAGUCAAAACCUAUCGAUUGCUCUAUGGAAGGGCCUGGAGACCCCUGGACAGACUAAGCUGCUGUGGGAGGAUCCUAACAAAGUGGGGUGGAGCUACAACACCGCCUACCGCUGGGAGCUGAAACACUGGGUGGACAUCGGACUCAUCAGGUUCCGUCUGUACGAAGGUAGCCGCCUCGUGGUGGACUCAGGUGACGUUCAGGACGCCUCUCUCCGCGGAGGCCGCCUCGGGGUAUACUGUUACUCACAGGAGAACGUCAUCUGGUCUCAUCUUGUCACCAAGUGCGAUGGCAACCUCCCAUCUGCUUAACUUGAGACGGGAAAUUUCAACAAAACGACGGAAAAAUGAAGCUGUUUUAUUCAACUUUCCUGAUGAACACUAGUUUAUUUAGCCAAUAAGAAAAGUUUGGUGCGGAAUAUUAGUAAAGUACGAUGCAGCAUAUGCUCAUUUACUCAAGAUAGCAACAUAUAUCAAC
Messenger RNA from Branchiostoma floridae (Florida lancelet), 2489 nucleotides. RefSeq names its product cartilage oligomeric matrix protein-like. Bases 83 to 2323 code for a protein of 746 amino acids. Gene Ontology annotation, biological process: cell adhesion. NCBI's taxonomy places the organism in Eukaryota, Metazoa, Chordata, Leptocardii, Amphioxiformes, Branchiostomatidae. Gene Ontology annotation, molecular function: calcium ion binding. Gene Ontology annotation, cellular component: extracellular region. The transcript is spliced from 17 exons. The record is from RefSeq and is a predicted model, not a curated record.